Molecule: messenger RNA, 1230 nt
Organism: Ochlerotatus camptorhynchus
Lineage: Eukaryota; Metazoa; Arthropoda; Insecta; Diptera; Culicidae
Gene: Pex12
Product: peroxin 12
Exons: 4
Coding region: 44-1000 (318 amino acids)
Biological process (GO): protein import into peroxisome matrix; protein monoubiquitination
Cellular component (GO): peroxisomal membrane; peroxisomal importomer complex
Molecular function (GO): ubiquitin-protein transferase activity; zinc ion binding; protein binding
Source: RefSeq, a predicted model, not a curated record
CAAAAUUAAUCGAACACUAGAAGUACACAAUUGUAACACAAUUAUGGCAGCAAAAGGAGCGCACAUAACACAAAAUAUAGAAGCUCGGCCGUCGAUAUUUGAAGUAGUAGCAGCAGAUUCUUUAAAUACAACGUUCUAUCCUGCGCUGAAAAGAGUUGCUAACUUUCUAGCCACUAUCAAGCCCAGAACUUUCGGCAGUCUUAUAAGGUAUUACGAUGAAGCUUACUUGGUAUUCAAUUGGGUCGUUCAAAGUUACUAUCUUCGCCACAAAGGAGGAUCACUGUCCGAAGUUUUCUACGGACUAACGCGCAUUUCUUUGCGAACCCAAAACUUAGAUCGUACUGGUCAACGCUGGUCGUUGAUUUUCUUGGUUGUAGCUCCAUAUCUACAUCACAAGAUCGAGCAACACUUACAACAAUGGAAAGAUGAUUAUGAAAAUGGUAGGAUUUUAUCGCAGAACAAGCUUCUGUUGGUUCAAGUCAUUCCAUACCUCAAAGCAUGUUUCGAAAGCAUUAAACUAGUCCAAUACAUCACCUACUUGGCUGGAAUCAGUCCUACGCAUUCACCUGUGCUGAGGGGUUUAAAUCUGACUUUAACCUACUUGGCAGAAGAAGCGGAGUCGUGGACCAUCAGGGAUCUUUUCGGAGGUCAGGUCAAACUAGCUACAAUGUUGAGCACUGCUCUGCUGAGGGCGUUGGAGUUGUCCGCGUUUUUCCUACAGUUCAUCGAAUGGUGGCAAAAUGAAGCUAACAUGGGUGACCUUUCUAAGCUUCCGAUUCCUAAGGCUCCACCGAGUGAUCUCAACAGUCAGAAAUACAAAGACAUUUGUCCGAUCUGUCUUCAGAGGUGGUUGAUUCCAACGGCGAUUUCCGUUUCUGGGUACGUCUACUGCUACCGUUGUAUUGUUACACAUUUGCAGAAAGAAAAUAAAUGUCCGGUUACAAAAUAUCCAGCGACUGUGAAUGAUCUUGUGAGAAUAUUUGACGACGCAGAUGAUUAACAACCCAGAAAUUGAUGUAGGUAGUAUUAUACUGCCGCUAUUCGCAUAAUAGUAGCACGCACGUCCUGUGGAAUUCCUAUUAACAUUGAACUGUUAUGGGAAUAUCGGCAGUAUACCAAUAACAAACACAAAAUGGUGCUGGAGCAAUGGAGGCUGAUCGUUAGUUCAGGUGAUUGGUAUUCUAAAAAAUUGUUGAACAUUUUUGGAUCCCAUACAAUAAUAAAGACUGA